Ananas comosus (pineapple) is the source of this 1942-nucleotide messenger RNA. Its product is annotated as lipoyl synthase 1, chloroplastic-like. Gene Ontology annotation, biological process: lipoate biosynthetic process. Gene Ontology annotation, cellular component: chloroplast; mitochondrion. The record is from RefSeq and is a predicted model, not a curated record. Gene Ontology annotation, molecular function: lipoate synthase activity; 4 iron, 4 sulfur cluster binding. Bases 260 to 1399 code for a protein of 379 amino acids. The transcript is spliced from 8 exons. Lineage: Eukaryota; Viridiplantae; Streptophyta; Magnoliopsida; Poales; Bromeliaceae.
UAUCCGUAUAAAUCACGUAUCCGAAUAAUUGGCGAAUCCGUUUUUUAGCCCUUUUUUUCAACGAAUUUAAAAAUUAGAAAGCGAAUUUUAUCCGAAUUAUACCUGUACCGAAUUUUUGCCGAAUCCGAUUUAACUAACUAUAGUCUUAAUAAGUGCUCCUUCGUAUUGAAUUCUUAUUAUUCUUUUUCUUUUUAUUAUUGCUGUCUUCCGGCCUCCGAGCUGUUUGUGUCGAUCCCGCCGCCGCAUAGGAAUAGGAAGAAUGUUCCACGGAUCGCUCGCUGGUAACUCCUUGUUUUCUUCGAUCCCGAUCACUCCUUCUCCGAACCCUAGAGCGCGGAGUCCCCCAAAUGCAGCUUUCGCAGUGCGAUCCCAUGCUGUGGAGUCGUCGAGCCUUAAUCCGGCGGCGGCCACGGUGUCGUCGCGGCCGUACCUGGGAGGGAUGGGCCCCCACACGGGGCGCGACCCGACCGUGAAGAAGCCCGACUGGCUGCGGCAGAGGGCGCCGCAGGGGGAGAAGUUCGCCAGGCUUAGGGAGUCGCUCUCCGAGCUCAAGCUCAACACUGUCUGCGUCGAGGCACAGUGCCCCAACAUUGGAGAGUGUUGGAAUGGAGGUGGAGGGGCGGGUGGAGAAGGGGAUGGCAUUGCAACUGCAACCAUCAUGCUUCUAGGGGAUACAUGUACACGGGGAUGCAGAUUUUGUGCUGUGAAAACAAGCAGAAAUCCAGCACCGCCAGAUCCUACGGAGCCUGAAAAUACUGCUCGGGCAAUUGCCAGCUGGGGUGUGGACUAUAUUGUAUUGACAAGUGUGGAUCGAGAUGACCUUCCUGAUGGUGGAAGUGGCCACUUUGCUGAGACAGUCAAAGCUAUGAAGAGGUUCAAACCUGAUAUAUUGGUUGAGUGUCUAACCUCUGAUUUUCGAGGUGAUUUGGAAGCUGUGUCAACCUUGGUUCGUUCCGGGCUUGAUGUUUUUGCCCACAACAUUGAAACCGUGAUGCGUCUGCAAAGAAUCGUGAGAGAUCCUCGAGCAGGGUAUGGGCAGAGCUUAUCUGUUCUGAAGCAUGCAAAGCUUUGCAAGGAAGGGAUGAUUACAAAAUCUUCUAUCAUGCUUGGUCUUGGUGAGAAGGACGAGGAGGUGAAGGAAGCUAUGGCUGAUUUAAGGGCUAUUGGUGUCGAUAUUUUGACUUUGGGACAGUAUUUGCAGCCGACACCUUUGCACCUGACAGUGAAAGAAUAUGUUACUCCUGAGAAGUUUUCCUUCUGGAAGGAGUAUGGAGAAUCUAUUGGUUUUAGUUAUGUUGCUAGCGGACCAUUGGUUCGGUCAUCCUACAGAGCCGGUGAGCUGUUUGUUCAAAAUUUGGUGAGGAAUAACAUGACCAAGCAUUCUUCCCCUGGAUCAUAGUCGUUCUCAAUCGAAGUCACCGGCAUUUGAAUAAUCAAGUAUGAUCUAAUAACGCAGUAGGAUAGCAGCAGCAGAAACUAACCAACGGAAUCCUAUUCUUUUGCUUGGACAGUUUACCAGAAAGCCUUGAAUUCUGAAGUUUCUGUUCAUGGAUAACUUUCUCGGUAUUUUCUUGGAGAUGUGCUUCUGCUGAAAUCAACACCGGUACACUACAGCAGCCGACGCGGAGCUCAAGCGAAGCCCCCCCCAAAUAUGGGGUCCGCUUUUAAUUGGGCGGCUUCAACCUGAAGAGCUUAUGGAGAGGAUCGGAGUGCAAGAGUUCAUGAAGAGGACCUCUCUAGUCGAUAAAGUAAAAAAGAUAGCAUUUCGAUCUGGUGCCUUUAAAUCUUCUUGAUUUGAAAUAAAGUUUGAUCAAUUACUAUUUGAAUGCUUCAGAUUUGAUACAAAACCGUGUUCUUUUUCUUUUAGGAUAACCAAAUUUGUGUGACCCUGUUUUAAGUUUAAUUUUUGAUAUAAAUCAUCCUUUCUGCCAGAAUCAUGAAA